AUGGAUCUGGAUGCUAUCGACGAGGAUCACGCUGCGGCGUUCGCAGCUGCCGCUGCCGCUGCCGCAGCUGCCAACGACGACGACGACCUGGCUGUCGGCGUCCGAGUCAGCAUUCUGUCGACUCCUGACCGCCCCAAGAGGCCCAUCACCAACUCGCCCGCCACCACCCCAGCCCCCAGCUACUUCAGCUACCAGAGCGACUACCAGAACGACUAUCGCCAUGCCUACCACGACGACAACGAGGCUGUCCAGGAACCCGACGCCCCGGGACUGCGGACGCCUUCGCUGCUCUCCAGUCCCAGCGUCGCCUCUAGCCUGGGCUUCUCUACUGGUCGCAUGAGCCCGCUCAGGAGGGAAGUCUCAAGGGCCUCAUCAUCUUUUCACAGCCACAGCCGCGGGCCUAGCGAUGCCUCACCCAUUGCGCGCCGGAUAUCUCGUCCUGCCCGCCGUAACCGCGAUGCGCUUGCCAGGAGAUUGAGCCAGCUCGCCCAUGAGCUCACCACCGGCGACGAGGACAACGUGGAUGACGACGGCGUCGACAUCCUCACCGCUCAAAUGGAUCACCUCGAGGGAGCAGUCAUGAGGAAGCCAAAACCCUUCUCAUCACCAUCCACGCCCUCACCACUCACUACUCCGCAGCGCCCUAUGAGCCUUGACAUGGUCAGUCCCGGCGAGUCCAUCUUCAGCUCUCCGGGGUCGUCCGUUUUCCGCACCCGCUUCUCGGACCUAUCGGCGUCCAUCCGGAGGGAUCGCGUCCCGGAGCCGGAGCUGGAGCCGGAGCCGCCAGUCAAGAAGGGCAUGUCGGCUGUCCAGGCCAAGAAGGUCAUCGCCGAGGCUAUGAAGCUCAAUGAGGAACUUUCUCAGCUCGUCGCCAACCUGCAGGCUCGUCAGGAGGAGUCUGAUCACAUCCAUUCUCUGCUUGUCGAGCGUGCUGAGCGUGCUGCCCAACGCAUCCUCUUCCUUCAGAGUCGCAUCUCUCAUCUCGAGCAAGAGCUUCACGAAAACGACGAUGAGCUCCAACAUCUCCGCAUCUGCCUCAAGGCCGUUGAGAUCCAGAUGCCACCCCACCCUGACAAGGAGCUCCAACGGUGCAUCUCCUCGUUCAAGCAAGACUACCAGGUUCUCAAGCGCAAACGCGCCAGCCGCUCCAGCUUUCCCACCAUCUCCAGUGUCGGCUCAACCUAUCCCGGCUCUCCAUACCCUGGUUCCCCGUCCAGAUGA
Ilyonectria robusta is the source of this 1221-nucleotide messenger RNA. RefSeq lists its product as uncharacterized. NCBI's taxonomy places the organism in Eukaryota, Fungi, Ascomycota, Sordariomycetes, Hypocreales, Nectriaceae. The coding region runs from base 1 to 1221 and encodes 406 amino acids. The record is from RefSeq and is a predicted model, not a curated record. The transcript has 3 exons.